This is a messenger RNA of Caenorhabditis angaria, 962 nucleotides long. Lineage: Eukaryota; Metazoa; Nematoda; Chromadorea; Rhabditida; Rhabditidae. The record is from the annotation of a GenBank genome assembly.
AUGGGAUUUCUUUUUGAGAAUGACAUGUGUAAUCAAUCAGGUAUGAUUUUAAAAAGUUUGUAGUUACACAAUAUUCAAAUUUUCAGUCUGGAACACUGUGUUUCGAUAUCUUCACAGAUAUGGUGAAUUUGGUGUGGUGUUCUCGAUUUUUACUUUGUCUUUGGGUUUGUAGAUCAAAUUUUGUUCUUUCUAAUUUAUUCUUCCAAAGUUUCAGAUCGGCUCAUUUCGGUAGUUUAUAUAAACUUACAUAGUUCAAAACUUUAUAAGCUUAUUUUCACAUUAUUUCUAAUUGUCAAGUGUCCAUUAUUUAUGAUUUAUGUGUAUGGUUUGAAUACAAAAAACAAUGGAGAUAUAGUUAUUCUAUUUAUGUUAGUAUUCACUUUGUUUUUAUCAAUUACGUUGGUGGUUAGUUUCUCUUUUCUCCAAACGUAACAUGUCAAAUGACCUAUAAUUAUCGAUAAUUUGAGGUUAAAAAUAACUUUUUGCAGCUCGUGAUCAUGCUGAAAUGUCUUUCUAAACAUAUUUAUUACAAAACACAAGGCACAUUGCCACUUAACCAACGAUUCCAACUCUCUCAAAACUACGAACUUUCCAAAAAUUUAAUUAGACCCAUUUUCAUUAGUCUAAUCAUCAAAAUCACUCUUCUCCUCAGUUUUUGGCUUCUAUAUUUCAGAAUUAUUCCAUUAGAUUUACAAUAUCAUUUUUUCUCAAUUUGGAACCUGAUAUUCAAUUUUGAUACAAUGCUUUUCCCUAUUUUAUUUUUAUGUUCUGAUAGAAUUUUCGGAAAAAUGGUGAGUAUUCAUAUUGUGAUGAAAGACAAUCAAUUUUUCAUACAGGUCCGAAAAUUUGUUUGGCGAAAAAAUAAAGUGAUGGGAAUUCAAACGUUGAGUGGACUAAAUAUUCAAAAAACUGACAAUCAAUGCUCUCAUUUUGGAUCAUUGAAUAAUGAAUGGAAUGCUUGA